This is a messenger RNA of Nezara viridula (southern green stink bug), 2382 nucleotides long. NCBI's taxonomy places the organism in Eukaryota, Metazoa, Arthropoda, Insecta, Hemiptera, Pentatomidae. The record is from the annotation of a GenBank genome assembly.
CCGCCAUUCUCCGAUGAUUUAAUUUAUGUCUUUCGGUUUUGAAAGCACAAGUUAUGGCUGAACCUGGCGUAAUAAAAAAAUUAGAUGAAACUGUUGUCAAUAGGAUUGCUGCUGGUGAAGUUAUACAGAGACCAGCGAAUGCUCUUAAAGAAUUGCUGGAAAAUAGCCUUGAUGCAAAAUCGUCUAAUAUUAAAGUAACAUUAAAGGGAGGAGGAUUAAAACUUCUUCAGAUUCAGGACGAUGGCACAGGAAUACGUAAAGAGGAUUUAGAUAUUGUUUGUGAGCGCUUUACGACUAGUAAAUUACGUGAAUUUGAAGACCUAAAUAGUAUCAACACAUUUGGUUUUAGGGGAGAAGCCCUUGCAAGUAUAAGUCAUAUAGCUCAUCUUACCAUCACCACAAAGACAGCUUUGCAGCCAUGCGCAUAUAUUGUUUCUUAUGAAGAUGGAAAACCCAAAGGUCUUCCAAAGCCUUGUGCUGGUAACCAGGGUACUAUUAUCUCGGUUGAAGAUCUUUUUUACAAUGUUGCAACCAGAAGGAAAGCUUUUAAAAGUGCAUCUGAAGAACAUUCCAGGGUUGCUGAUGUGGUAGGAAGGUAUGCGAUUCAUAAUCCAAAAGUUGGUUUUGCUUUGAAGAAACAUGAGGCCAAUACAUCAGAUAUUAAGACUAAUCCUAAUUCAACUCAUGUUGAUAAUAUUCGUGCUGUUUAUGGAAAUAGUGUUGCUAGGGAACUGUUAGAAGUUGAGGGAUCUGAUGAUUCGUUGAAAUACAAAAUGCAUGGCUUAAUCUCCAAUGUGAACUAUUCUGCCAAAAAAAGCAUAUUUAUAUUAUUUAUUAAUGAUCGUCUCGUUGAUUCAACAGCUCUGAGAAAAACCAUUGAAAAUGUUUAUUCGCUUUAUUUACCCAAAGGGUCUCAUCCAUUUGUAUAUAUAAGCCUUGCACUUGAUCCUCGAAAUGUUGAUGUGAAUGUUCAUCCGACAAAGCAUGAAGUUCACUUUUUACAUGAGGAUAUUAUCAUUGACAAAACACAGAAGUCUAUUGAAAGUAAAUUAUUGGGAGCUAAUACGUCACGUGUUUUUUACAAGCAGUGCAAGUUACCAAAUGUGGACUUGAAUUUGACAACAGCAGUUUUGGAGGAUGAAGUGGAAAAAGAAAAAGAGAAAGAGAAAACCAUAAAAGCCAAAAAUUUGGUUAGAACUGAUGCAUCCUCCCAAAAAAUUGACAAAUUCCUUAAAACUGAUACCAAUAGCAGCAGUAAGGAUAUCAGUAAAACAGAAGAAAACGGUUACAAAAGGCGUGAAAUAAAACUUACUAGUGUGUUGGCAUUAAAAAGUAAUGUUGAAAACGACUGCAAUCUGGCUGUGAGAGAUAUAGUUGCAAAUAUAACAUUUGUUGGGUGCAUAGAUCAAAAUUCAGUUCUAGUCCAGCACACUACAAAUUUAUAUUUUUUUCGGUUGAAAAGGCUUACAGAAGAAUUGUUUUUCCAAACUAUGCUUUAUGAUUUUGGAAAUUUUGGAGCCAUUAAAUUCAAGAGUGGCCUUGCACUUUAUGAUUUGGCAAUGCUGGGAUUGGAAGAUCCUGAAACAAAAUGGAAGGAGGAAGAUGGGAAGAAGGAUAUGUUAGCCGAAACUGUUUCUCAGGUGCUUGCAUCAAAGGCUGAAAUGCUAUUGGAUUACUUUUCAAUAGAAAUAGAUAAUGAUAACAAAUUACUGAGCAUUCCUCUUCUAUUAGACAAAUAUAUGCCUGAUAUCACUCGCUUACCAAAUUACAUUCUUCGUUUGGCAUGUGACGUUGAUUGGAAACAAGAAAAGCCUUGCUUUGAAGGGAUCUGCAGAGAAACUGCCAAGUUUUAUUGUUAUGUUGAUACUCUUAAUGAAUAUGAAGGACAUGAUUGGAAAUGGACAGUAGAGCAUAUCCUUGUACCAGCAUUGAAAAAAACUUUACUACCACCAAAGCAUUUCGCUGAAGAUGGGACUAUGCUACUUUUAACUUCACUACCAGAGCUUUAUAAAGUCUUCGAACGAUGCUAAGUUUUUCCUGAACUUGUAUAUUAUAUAAUUAAUUUUUUUUUUCUUCAAAAUAUUUUGACUGUAAAUAUAAUUAAAAAAAAAAAAAUUGUAGCUUCCUGUGAAAGUUUAUGAAGUAUUAUAAAUAUGUAUAUAUUUUUUUACUGUUAAUUUAUGGUGUUCACUUAACAGAUUGUUUGUUAUAAGUUUUCGAAAGUCAAAACGAAAUGUAUAUAGAAAACAUUGGAAGUCCAAUGUUAGUUUGUGAGGUCUGGCGGUGAUAAAAUUAUUUUUAAAAUAUUAUUGUAUCAAAAUAGAAUUGUUUCAAUGUAAAUAAUCAUGAGAUUUGUGAUAACAAAAUAUACAAUUGGGAAAU